AUGGACACCCUCCCUCUCGAAUUGAUCCAGCACAUCUUGUCCGACGCGUGCCAGGAUGCGGGCAAGACGGCAGCUUCGCUGCGUUUGGUAUGCAAAUCGUGCUGCGCCUUGGUCGAGCGCUACCGCUUCCGCUCCGUGGCCAUUACAAACAGUGCAAAGGCGAGCAGGUUCCUUGAGAUAUGCAGGGCCUCCCCCGGCGGAGGAUGCGGCAUACGCCAUCUAUUCAUGAUCCUGACUGAACAGGCGCCCAAAGUCGGAGUCGGAGAAGCGAUCAUCCAAAUCGCGGCACCAACCAUAGAAACACUCACCCUCCGCCUCGGGAUGAGCAAUGGCGCCUCAAUAUACCAUACCAUCCUAAGCACGCCCUUCCCGCGCCUUACCCACCUUACCUUCGCGCAUCCAGAGCGACCACGGUACCCACUCGUCCCCAACGACACAUCGCUACGAGUCGACCCACCUUGCUUAUUCCCUGACCUGCGUUAUCUGCGUCUUGCUUUCGGAUGGAGUCCCCUUCUGGACACAGCGCACCAGGGACUCGCACUGUUCGUCGCGCGCGCGUCGCCAUCGAAGCUCACGCACGUCCGGCUGUCCGAUGUGAAACUCACCGUCCGACAAAUUUAUGUUCUGCGCGACGUACUGGGGCUGCCCUUACCCGACUUCUAUCAGUACCAAGAGCUUCAGGAACGGACUCCCCAGCUGCCCUCCAGCGUUCGGCAGUACACAGUGGGCGUGGACACAUCCUUUUACGUCGACAGAAUACGAUUGGCUUCAGAAAUUUGGGAGAAGGCGGAGUCGGUGAGACAGGAGGUUGAGGGGAGCGAGGGAACGAGGCUGGUUCUAAUUCCAGAGUGUCAGUCGGAGACGGGGCGUGAGGCCAGGGAGAAAUGGAUGGAUGUCCGGGCGGGGAAGAAGAAUGCUGAGCAUGACUGGAGCGAAAGUGGUGUCGUCGGCGUACAGGGAUGGGUGGACGCGCUUGAGAACGCGCGGGGGCGGCAAUUCAAUUGUUGA
This is a messenger RNA of Gloeophyllum trabeum ATCC 11539, 1008 nucleotides long. RefSeq lists its product as uncharacterized. NCBI's taxonomy places the organism in Eukaryota, Fungi, Basidiomycota, Agaricomycetes, Gloeophyllales, Gloeophyllaceae. Bases 1 to 1008 code for a protein of 335 amino acids. The transcript is spliced from 2 exons. The record is from RefSeq and is a predicted model, not a curated record.